Messenger RNA from Dreissena polymorpha, 1182 nucleotides. Its product is annotated as complement C1q-like protein 4. The record is from RefSeq and is a predicted model, not a curated record. Gene Ontology annotation, molecular function: protein binding. The transcript is spliced from 4 exons. NCBI's taxonomy places the organism in Eukaryota, Metazoa, Mollusca, Bivalvia, Myida, Dreissenidae. Bases 66 to 977 code for a protein of 303 amino acids.
UGAAAAACGUUUACGUUAUCAAUUAAUGUAAUUAGCUCAUAGAUAAUUACAUUAAUGGCAGCUACAUGAUGUAUCCGAGCGUAAACGUAUCAGCGUUAAUUUUUCUGGCAUGCGUUCUCUCGAUUUGCGUGUGUACACUUGGGCACACCUACGGGAACGGAGAAUUACUGGAGGAUGUAAUGAAAGCAAUUCUGGAAAGACUGGACGAGAAGGAUGAACAGAUAUGGACGCUUGAAUCAUCGAUUGAGUCUCUUAGGACACAAAAUGAAUUGCUGACCCAUGAACUGGAUAUAUUGAAGGAACGCCAGUCUACCGUAGAACGAGGGUUUAACGGAGACCGGGUUGAGAAUUCUUACUCGGGAAAUGGUAAAAACGAACAAGCGAUCAAUGCAGUUUUGGCAGAGAAUUCUUACUCGCAAAAUGAAAUAACACAACGUAAAAUCACAGCUCUACUAAAUACCGGACGACAAACAAAAACCAAACGACAAAGCAGAAAAAGACGACAGGCGAAUCUCGCCGCCGGGGUUAGUGGUGGCGGCACGGUAGCAUUUUUUGCCACCCUUAUUAACAACAUUCAUCACGAGGCGGAGGGAGAUCUCGUCCCCUUCGACAAUGUAGUCACUAACGAGGGGUCAGCCUAUCGCCCCAAUCCCGGGCAGUUUGUCGCACCGGCCCCUGGUCUUUACGUCUUCUCCGUUACGCUGCAGUCUUACCCGGUCGUUGGUCAGCCACCUUCCGGCUAUGCCCUCAACAAAAACGGUGUGGAGGUCAGCAAACUCUACAUCGAUGGCUCAACCACGAUUGACAACCUCAACUACGAAACCACGAGCCAAACCGCCGUACUCAGGCUAGACAAAGGUGACGUCAUCGCAGUCACCAAUAGGGGAGCAAAUGGUGGAGUACAUGGGGAUCACUACAGCUCGUUUUGUGGCUUUUCACUUCCAACCUACGACAGCUCCAUUCAGGUCAUAGGAUGAACACUGAGAGGGCGGUGCUGCAAAGUGCGGAAUUUCUUGUUUUGUUAUUAUUUUUUUUUCUAAAGUAGCAUAGCAAACCAUUUGCCUUGUUUGAAUAAAGGCAGUUGUUUCAUGUAUUAUAAUGUCAGCUGUUGUAUGCCAAUGUGUUUAACAGGGGAUCAAUUUUUGUUAUAUUAAAGUCGAACGCGACACUUUAUUACGCCAA